AUGACUAGUAGAGAAAAACUCACUGUAAUUUGUUUUGACGAGACUUACGUGUCUAACAGAUUAUGUUAUGACAAAAAGAACGAACAUGUAAUUGGUCCACAUAAAUGUGUACAAACGGUUGUAGUUAGAGGUCUUACAAGUAAUUGGAAACAGCCAAUUUUUUAUGAUUAUGAUACUAAAAUGACUAAAGAAUUAUUAUUUAACAUAAUUGAAGAGUUACACAAAAUUGAUUUCAAUGUUAUUGCUAUGGUAAGCGACAUGGGUCCUUCAACAUGGUUAUGGCGGACCUUGAACAUUUCAAUUGAAAAUACAACGUUUGAACAUCCAACUACUUCCAAUAAAAUACAUGUUUUUGCAGAUGUGCCUCAUCUUUUGAAAUUAGCCAGGAAUCACCUAUUUGACAAUGGUUUUGUACUUCCAAAUUCAAAGUAUGUAGGUAAAUCAAUUUUACAGACUCUUUUGAAAAUCGAUUCAGGAGACUUAAAAUUAGCAUAUCGUUUGACUGAGAGACAUCUGGAAGUACAGGGUUGUGGAAGGAUGAAUGUAAAACUGGCUUCGCAAGUAUUUUCAGAUACUGUUGCUAAAGCCAUAGCUUAUUGUGGGGAAAAAAAUUAUUUAGAUAAGCAAAAUUGGAAAGAUGCCUCUGAAAUGAUUCUGCUGUUCAAUAAUUGGUUUGACAUCUUUAACACUCAGCAUAAGUUUGAUGGCGGUACUCCAAGCUAUGGAAUAAAUUUAGAGCAUCAAGAUGAAUUUCUAGAUAAAAUGAGUACUUUUAUAUUGGAAAUGAGAGUAUAUGGAAAAAAAACCCUUGUUCCUUUUCAAAAAGGAAUAGCAGUGUGCAAUAAAUCUUUAAAAUCCUUACUAAAAUAUUUAAAAGAUGAACAUGGCAUGGAGUACAUCAUUGGUAGGAGGCUGAAUCAAGAUAUAAUAGAAAACCUAUUUAGUUUUCUGAAAGGCAUGACAGGUUCAGCGAGCAGUAGUAUAACAGCUCUGGAUUUCAAAUACUGGCAAGUAUUUAUAUAG
Molecule: messenger RNA, 1023 nt
Organism: Macrosiphum euphorbiae (potato aphid)
Lineage: Eukaryota; Metazoa; Arthropoda; Insecta; Hemiptera; Aphididae
Source: the annotation of a GenBank genome assembly